AGGGGAGAGGGAGGGGGGAGAGAGCAAAGGACGAGCAAGCCCCACGCCCCACGGCGCGGCGAGGCGCACGCUAACAUCUCGGCCUCCGCCACCCGCUGCCGGACGGCCCCGCCUCUGCCGCAUUGCCGCGAGCCGCCGGGCCGGCACUCGCCGUCCUGACGCGAGAGGAAAGAGGCCCCUGAGCAGCGGGGGCCCUGGCUCGGGGCAGCCUGAGCCCCGCCGCGGGAUCGGAGGAGGAAGAAAGAGGUGGAGGCGGGCGGGCAUGUGCGAUCUGGUGGCCCGCACGGGCCGGCACCUGCAGCGCUACGAGGACGGCCGUCGCCUUGUGGCCGGGUGCAUACCGUUCAGAUAUAGAGACAUUAAAGAUGAACAAAAGAAACUUGUUGAAGUUCUCAUGAUCAACUCCCAAAGUGGACCUGGUCUUCUGUUUCCAAAGGGAGGAUGGGAGAAUGAUGAGACUGUUGAAGAGGCAGCUGCACGAGAAGCUAUCGAAGAAGCUGGAGUUCGAGGAGAUUUAGUGAAACUGUUGGGCUUCUAUGAUUUCAAGAGCAAGCAACCCGAAGGUAUGUGCAGAGCUGCUGUCUUUGCGCUGCAUGUGAAGGAAGAGCUGGCCUCCUGGCCUGAACAGAGCACCCGGCAGAGGAGUUGGCUCACAGUUCCUGAGGCAGCAGAGCGGAGUCGUCAUCCAUGGAUGCAAGAAGCCCUUGUUACAGGCUUCUCUGCCUGGCUUGAGAACUGGAGCAAUGGUGGUGGCUGUGUGGACCGAAGCGAAAGAUGACGACACCUAAAGCAUCAGGGGGCAUCUGCUUUUCUCUCUCCCCCUUUUACCUUGCUUGGACUAAACUUCCAGAACCUGACAUACCUGAGGGCUCUCUGAUGCUCGGUAGUUUGUUCGUUCACCCAUCAAUCAUUUCAGGACGCAUUCUAUUCUGUGCCGUCAACCGACCCGAGAAUUGUCGGAAUUGUAAGUUGCUGGUUCUCGCGGUCACCAGCUAUUUUACUCCUGACUCAACAUUUUAACACAAAUACUGUGUUGCACCUUGUUAUGGAAGUGUGCGUUUGUAAUGACAAUAUUGAAAGUUAUGGAUUGUCUUGUUGGUCAA
This is a messenger RNA of Panicum hallii, 1103 nucleotides long. RefSeq names its product nudix hydrolase 16, mitochondrial-like. Bases 263 to 778 code for a protein of 171 amino acids. The transcript has 4 exons. The record is from RefSeq and is a predicted model, not a curated record. NCBI's taxonomy places the organism in Eukaryota, Viridiplantae, Streptophyta, Magnoliopsida, Poales, Poaceae. Gene Ontology annotation, molecular function: pyrophosphatase activity. Gene Ontology annotation, cellular component: cytoplasm; nucleus.